Messenger RNA from Harpegnathos saltator (Jerdon's jumping ant), 8321 nucleotides. RefSeq names its product Calmodulin-binding transcription activator (gene Camta). Gene Ontology annotation, cellular component: nucleus. The transcript has 16 exons. NCBI's taxonomy places the organism in Eukaryota, Metazoa, Arthropoda, Insecta, Hymenoptera, Formicidae. Gene Ontology annotation, biological process: regulation of transcription by RNA polymerase II. Gene Ontology annotation, molecular function: transcription coregulator activity; protein binding; double-stranded DNA binding. The coding region runs from base 509 to 4429 and encodes 1306 amino acids. The record is from RefSeq and is a predicted model, not a curated record.
CGCCGCCGCCGCCGCCACUAUCGUCGCCGUCGCUGUUCUCGUCGAUCAUGAACAUCGCGGUGUCGUCGCACGGAUCAAGGUGCUACUGCCGCCGUCGUCGUCGUCGCUGCUGCUGUUGCUGCUGCUGCUGCUGGUGAACGCGAACGUCGUGCCGCGAACGAGACGCGCCGUUCUCGUCGGGCGCUUUGGCCGGGGCCGCGGGCGACGUCGCGCGCGCACCGGGAAGCGCGGUCUGCCGAAAUGAGCAGCCACGACGACGGGCCUUCCGUUCACGCCCGGAACAAGGAGUAUUCCGAGGAGCAGGUGGCAGCGAUCGGGUGGGAGUUUUAAGAGCCGGAGGUCGUGCUGGAGAACGCGAUUAACGUCGUCGUCGUCGUCGUCGUCGUCGCCGACGACGAGGAGACGAAAAGAGAGAAGACGCGCCCCGCUCUCUUUCUGCUCGCCACUCUCGGCCGUAUCCGGCGAAGGCAGACGGCGUGGAGGUAACCGAAGACGGACAGAGGCGAGGAUGAGACAAGUGGUCGUGCUGGAGCCGGCGGGCAGCGUGCUGGUGAUCAGGCAGACCUCGUUGGCCGGCGGGAACGCCAACUCUGGCAAUCCCGGCGGCAACCCCAACGACAACCACGGUUUGGCCAAUCAUCACGCCGCCGUGUCCACGAUCGCUUCCAGCGACCACAAUCAGAACAGGAUCGUCGUGGUGCGUUCAUCCUCGUCCACCUGUAUGACCAGCUCGGCUGACAAUCACGCGUCGACCAACGGUAACGGCAACAUCAACGUUAACGCGAACAUCAACGGGAACCCCGGCGGCAUCAGCUGCAACAGCAGUACCGGCAGCAGCAAGCCGACGUCGAAGGUCGGGGUUGGCGGCGGUGGUUGCAAACUGAACGAGAGAAACGAUCACUUACGAAACGAGCACAAGAACCAGGACGGGGUCGCCAGCAACGAGACGAACCCAGCCGCCGCUGGAUGCCGUCCAAGGACGAGCAAGGAAGCCGCUCACGAGAACGUCGUCGUCACCGACAGGAAGCUCGAUGGCGCAGACCCCAUCUCCGACGGCGAUCCGAUCAAGCUCCCGGAGAAUCUGGAAACCCUGCCGCGGGCCGAGCACUUUCCAACACAGAGGCAUCGAUGGAACACCAACGAGGAAAUCGCCGCGAUCCUGAUCAGUUUUCAGAGGCACGCCGAAUGGCAAAGUCGGGAGGUAAAAGUGCGACCACGAAGUGGUUCGAUGUUACUGUACUCGAGGAAGAAGGUACGCUACCGGCGGGACGGUUACUGCUGGAAGAAGAGAAAAGAUGGAAAAACUACACGGGAGGAUCACAUGAAACUGAAGGUCCAGGGAGUCGAGUGCAUCUAUGGCUGUUACGUGCACUCGGCGAUCCUGCCGACGUUUCAUCGUCGGUGUUACUGGCUACUGCAGAACCCGGACGUUGUCCUCGUCCACUAUCUGAACGUUCCUUACCCGGACGGCGAUGCGAAGCUGGCCGCCCUGCCGCCCUGUCUCGCACUGCCGCCAGACAAGAAGGAGUGGACGCGGGACGAGCUGGCGUCGCAAUUAAGGCCCAUGUUCCUCGGCGGGGAUGACGACCCGAACAAUCCUCAUCUCACGCAGCAUUCGAGCCAUCCCGUCGACAUGAUAGUCUCUCAAUUGCUCGACAGGCAGAGGGCAUCCUCCACCUCCUCCACCAGCAACACUCAGCUCGCACCUAGGAGACUCACGCCCGACAAUCAGGUUCAAAGCGUAGUCUCUUCGACAACGGGAGGUCAGCAAUCAUCGACGACAGUCGCUCCCGCACCCCGCGUGUACUCAAGACAUUCCCAUUCUACUCAGAGUCAACAGCCGGCUCCUCUAGUUUUAAGUUUGCAACAAAUCCAAGGCGGAGGCGGUCUUCUGAUACUUAACAGUCAACCAUAUCAUCACCAGCAGCAGCAACAGCAGCAGCAACAGCAGCAGCAGCAGCAGCAGCAGCAACAACAACCGCAACAGCAGCAGCAGCAGCCGCAACAACAACCGCAGCAACAGCAACAGCCGCAACAGCAGCCGCAGUCGCAGCAACAUCAGCAGCAGCAACAACAACAGCAGCAGCAGCAGCAGCAGCAGCAACAGCAGAGUCAGCAGGUGGAGAUGCAACAGGUAGCGGAGCAGCAGAUCGUGCCGCAGACGAGCGUCGACAGGGAGCAGCAGACGCAGCAGGAGAUCGACGCGCAGGAGAACAUGGAGAGAUCGGGCGUGCAGCCUCUGCCGAUCGGCGGCUCUAGCUCCGAGGUGACCGAUUUCGCGGAGACGCUGGACCUCAGCCAGGAGGACAUCCAGAGGACGCUCUCGGCCAACAUGGUGCCGCCGUCGCCGUCGCCCUCGCCGGCGGACAACAGCAUGAUCAAUCCGAUGGACUUCAUCGACUCGUCGGACGACGUGCUGGUCAACCUGGAUGCGUUCGACGUGUUCGGCGACUUGCCGGAGCUGCACGACUUCGAGGCCGAUCAGACGAAGCACGAGGAGCGGGGUGGUCCCGAGAACGACGUCGGAUGUCAUCCUGGUACAACCGUCCAUAUUGCAGAGUAUAGUCCCGAAUGGAGUUACACCGAAGGCGGUGUGAAGGUAUUAGUCGCCGGCCCGUGGACCGGUGGUAGUGGUUCCCAAUCGUAUUCGGUACUUUUCGACGCGGAACCUGUCGAAGCGUGCCUCGUGCAACCGGGUGUGUUGCGUUGUCGGUGUCCUGCGCACGCACCGGGGAUAGCGUCCCUCCAGGUGGCUUGCGACGGUUUCGUCGUGUCCGACAGCGUUGCCUUCGAAUAUCGUCGAGCGCCGACGAGCGAACCCAGCCCUGAGAAGGCCUUGUUGGACCGUCUGGCGGACGUGGAGGCGCGUCUGCAAGGCCCAGGUCCGCCGUCUCCCGCGGCUCAUCUGGAAGAGCGACUGGUUGCUUAUUGCCAGGAUGCUGUUGUCCGUCCGUGGCGAGCUGGAGCGGAACCUCUUCAAUCCGGCGGGCCUACCCUCCUGCACCUGGCAGCCGGAUUGGGAUACUCCAGGUUAGCCUGCGCACUCCUUCACUGGAGAGCGGAAAAUCCUAGUAGCGUUUUGGAUGCCGAGGUCGAUGCUCUUAGGCAAGAUAGCGCUGGCCUCACGCCGCUCGCUUGGGCUUGCGCGGCGGGACACGCCGACACCGCCAGGAUUCUUUACAGGUGGAACGCGAUGGCGCUUCGCGUGAGGGACUGUCAGAACAGAACGGCGACCGAGUUGGCCGCGGAGAACGGCCACACGGCGAUCGCCGAGGAACUCAAUCAGCUCGAAGCCCGCAGGCAAGACGAGAGGCUUUUCUUGCGACCCGCCAGCCCUAGUCCUAGGAGGCCUUCUCAAGACAGCGGUCUCGAUCUGGCGUUGUGUGGCUCGCCGCUGCUGGACAACAUGGAGUUGUUGCAAGAGGAUGAGUCGUCGUUAGGCCUCAACGAACAGGGAAUGGAGAGCGCUCCGACCCCUCAGGAGACCGUAGGGGAGGAAGACGCGAGGGUGCUGACGCUGGCGGAACAGAUCAUAGCGGCGCUACCGGAGAGAAUCAAGAGGGCGGAGGGUGACUCCCCGUCUUCCACAUCGCCACCGCCUCCAACGGCGCCUCUGUCACCCUUGGAGGACGCUCUGAUGGAACAAAUGCCCCUCGACUCUGGAGAAUUGUUCGACUCGUACCGCGACUGCAGCGGGGGAGCGGCGUCGGUUUCGGACGCCGACGCCGAAGCCAGUCCCUCGAGCCCGUCGAGUAGUUGCCUGACCCCGGACUCGCCGUCCCCGCCGCCCACUACCGCCGACUUUUGCGAGUUCCUGCAGCUGCAGCUGCAGCUGGACGGCGGCAACGGCCACAACGGCCAGUACUACCCGGCGAACGGCUGCGGCGAGCGCAAGCUCAACGGCAUGAUCGGCAGCGGCAUUUCGGGCGCGAUCACGGCGGCCGGCGCCGGCAACGGCGACGGCAACGAGGCGGACCUCAGCAGGCUGACGUUGUCCGAUCGCGAGCAGCGGGAGCUUUAUCACGCCGCCAGGAUGAUCCAGAAGGCGUACCGGAGCUACAAGGGCCGUCAGAGGCAGGAGGAGGCCGAGAGGCACGCCGCCGUUCUCAUCCAACAGUACUAUCGCCGUCACAAGCAGUACGCCUAUCACAGGCAAGCCACGAAGGCUGCCCUAGUGAUCCAGAACAACUACCGGAAUUACCGAGCGCGACCGGGCUCGGCCGGCACGAGGCAGCAGGCGGUCCAUCAGCAAGCGGCUCAUCAGGCAGCGCGGAAGAUCCAGCAGUUCAUGCGGCAGUCCAAGAUCAACUUGUCGUGGGACGAUUCACGACCGACUGCAGAACGCCAAGGCCGUCGCAAGCGGGAGCGGGAGGCAGCCAGCGGUCACUUCGCGGGUGGCUGCUGUCCCCCAAAGCUCGCCCUCAUCUAGCCCAGGGGCCAGCCUAGUAGCCGCCAACCCGGAGGUCACCUAAUAGUCGACUGCCAGUCCAACGGCACGCGGAGCGGCGACGACGGUUCGCUAGUUAAGUAAACGACGACGCGGUAGCCGCGAGGUGGUCGCGAGAUGACGCGAGAGGAGAAGAGGCGCGCACGGAUGCGCUCCGAAAUCCGGGAAGCCAUCGCGACGCUCUUCCCACAGAAGGCGGGAGAGUGUCACCUGACCCCUGUGACCUCGACGAGGUCGUUGGCGACAGCAGCAGCAGCAGCAGCAGCAGCAGCAGCAGCAACAACUACUACGGGAAAGGGUACCAGACGUACGACACGGAUCACACGCUUCGUUCUCUGCGUCUCUGAUUUGCGUACCCGGUUGUUGACCUACCUUUUCAAGUCUCUUAUCAUAGUUUCAACCUUUUGUCCCUUACAAACACCUACACACACACACACACACACACACACACAUGUGCAAACACAUACAUAUACAUAUAAACCAAGUACACGAGACAGCCGCACUGAGUCGACACUGCUCGUGCACAGCGCGGAUUUCAUCCCCGAUCGCUCGUUUGUUCCGCUUGUACCUUAUUACUAUUCGUGCGUUUCCUCACCCCGUUGACGCGAGCGAUUGACGCGAGCGAGCAUAGCGGGGCUAGGUGGACGGAUGUAUACCCGUCUGUCGGAGGGUAGACGACUAGACAGGUUGACGACGACGCGCGCUCCAGGGGUACUUAGGCGAAGAUUAGCGGCGAAAUGCCCAGUCGAUCGACUCCGAGGCACGCUUGUAGAGUAACAAGUAUACACACAGAGACAUAUGGACAUACACACACACACACACAUACACACACACACACACACACACACACACACAAACGUACACGUACACACGGUUUUACCUUCCGCUUUCUACGAUACGUACAUGAUGUAAGGUAACCACAUAGCGCGCGUGUCGCGCCGCGCGAAAAGCGCGGAUCCGCUUUCCCCGGCACGUACGUUAAUUUCUCAGUACAUAGAUACGAGUCUACUUGCGACGCAGCAUCGAAGUCGACGAGUCGUGGCUCGCGAUACUUCACUCGCAUCUCCUCGUGUGCAUCGAGCUGAAUCGCACAAAAUGAGAAAAACAAUGUUAUCGCUUUCGUAGGAUAUAGGUAGGGUAGGUAGGAUAGGUAGGGUAGAUUAGUAGGGGCGCUCUCUAGGGUGGCUCUCGCGGUAGGUUCGUCGCCCGGCGAAUUUCGCGGUUCCGUGUAGAGGUCUCUCUUGAACUGAGCUAUUUCUUCGGCACGAGGCUCUUUGUAGGCAUAGGCAUGUUUCUUCUUCGAUGACACUGGUCGACAGGUUCGACUUCUUCUUUCCUUUCGUUCUCUUUGCUUUUUGUCCUCUUUUUCGGGUGAACGAGGAACGCUGAAACUGAUUGUGCGCGUGUGUGUGUGUGUGUGUGUGUGUGUGUAUGUGUGUGUGUGUAUGUGCGCGUGUGUGUGUCCUGCGCGAGUCCACGUCGGACUCGCGCGGAGAUGAAGCGUCGCGUCCGCGUGUCUUACGUGACGAUUAGAUCCGCGCGAUCCACGAGCGCAAUCGAAAGUGAAGUUCAGCGCGUAUCUCGUUGCGAGUGAAACUCCAGAGGCAACGGCGACCUCUUGGUCGACCUGGCGGUCUCUUUGUUGACUCGCGGAAUCUCGUUGACUCGUGUCAUCGUGGCAUUCUACCGAUCGCGUCGAGAUUCACAACUUUUGUCAUUUUUCCCCGUGCAAAGGAGUGCAUUCGUGUACAACAGCUGUGUUGCAUCUGUUUCUCCGACGAGUGGCGGCACUCUCAUUGAUCACACGUACACGUAACACGUACACGUACACCACGUAAUCUCACUUGCAUAGGGAACAGCCGAUACUUUCCAUUCUUCCUUAAUGAUAAUACGUUCGUCGAUUUUCGCUGCCGAGUUCGUCGCUACCGAGUCGAUUUCAAACGAGGAACGUUGACAACGUCGACAACGUUCCGGUCUCCGGCGGGAGAAGUAACGAAGGGUGUUUAUCCUGAGUUCACGCGUGAAUCCGAGCUUCAAACUUUCCAUCCGAGCGUGUUUCGUAUUUCACGUUCGCAUGUCAGGGACCGCGACCAGCCAGCUGACGUCGACUGACGUCGAGCAUAAGGGACGGACGCGCGAAUUCGGAGCGAAUACACGAGAUCGAAGACUCCGAGAGAGAGAGAGAGAGAGAGAGAGGAGGGGGGAAGCUAGCGCUGGACCACGUUUUACGAAACGAACGGAUCAGGACAGGACUGGGGAACGAGACGUGCGAGAAACGAAAAGACGAGAAUCCGAAGCGCGAAUCGGAACGCGAGAUUAGACUUGAUACUUCUCGAGGUUAGCUUCUGAUUUCCGAUCGGUGUUACAUUGUCCACGUCCAUUUUUUAUAUUUUUUACAAGAGGCGUGCGUUGUAGUGAUUAAAUUUAGGUAACUCGCGUGAGCUGGACGCGCGUUCCUAUCGUUCAGCGGGAAAGAAAGAGAAAAUGACAGAGAAUGGGAGAGAGGGUGAAAAAGGGAGAGGAAGGGCAAGAGCACCAACCGACUUGUAACGCAACGUCGUGAAUCUAUUUGUACAUACGUAUUCAGGUGCGAAACGUACUGACGUUCAUCACGUAGCGAAAACGGUCUUUUCCGUGCGCGGGAAUUGGUUUCGUCCGAGAGAAAAUCCGGAAAAUGUGGAGGCGAGAGGGGGGACUGCGCGUCGAUCUAGAAGAAUUUUAGAGAAAGAGCGGGUAAAAGGGAGGAAAGGGCGGUAAGGGCAAGGAGAGAACGACGGUUGUUAGGCGAACGAGGUAGCUACUAGAAGAAGCGAAAAACGCGGUGGAGAGACGAGUAUCGAGAGCGACUAGAGGAAACAAAAGAGGGGAUAUAAACGACAAAAAGAAAAAAAAGAGCAGUGAGAAAUAAAAGAAACAGGCCCUUCGUCCAAAGGGCGCAACUUCAUCCACGGGCUGUGCUAGUCACAGUAUAAUCAACUUCGUAGAGUUACUUCUAGGACAUAAGGCUAGUCGAUUACACAUUGUUACAAAAAACUACCUACCGUUUCUCUCUCCGAUAGGGGAUUUUUUAAAAGGUUCUCUAGCGUAAAAGAAAAGGAAGAAGGAGAAGGAGGAGGAGAAAAAAAGAAGAAGAAGAAGAAGAAGAAGAAAAAGAAGAAGAAGAAGAAGGUAAUUUAGCGGUUAAUUAAGAGCGUAGAGUUGACUGUGGACGCGCGCGAUCUCGCGCGAUCGCGCGAAGGCGGCGACAAGCCGCGGUUGUCCCGCGUUCAAGUUCUGAUCGGGGCAGGACAAACGUCUAUUGUGAUAAAUUAAUGAUGAUCCAAGAAAGUAUUUCCGCGCAAUGGGACAAAGGGAGAAAAACUAAUGAGAGGGGGGAGAGAGAGAGAGAGAGAGAGAGUGUGUGUGUGUGUGAGGAAAAGAGAGACUAUGUCCGCCGACACACGGAAGCGGAAAGACAGACAGACAGACCGACAGACAGACAGACAGAACAGACAGACAGAGAAAGGUAGAUAGAUAGAUAGAUAGAUAGAUAGAUAGAUAGAUAGACAGACAAAUCCGAACUAACGGCGAAUCGAGAUUACGCCCUUGCAAGAUCUGUCGGAGGGGUGAGGGGUUUGUACGCGUACGGCGCGCGAUGGCGCGACGUUAAGAGUGAACUCGCGGAUCGAAUCGCAGUAUUUCUUCAAGAAUCGGAGAUUCACCCCGUAUCGACCGCCUUUCCUCUCCGUUACAGCUUUGCAAGGCAGCAAGUUGUGUGUGUAUGUGUGUGCAUGUGUGAGAGAGAGAGAGAGAGAGAGAGAGAGAGAAAGAGAGAGAGAGAGAGAGAGACUUGGAAACGAGGUAAUAGCGAAGCGCGAGAGGUGGUGGGAUAUUA